UCAUUCAUGUACCCAGUCUACCCACUCCAUACAUUGAGAAUAGUGUAAACUAUCAUGUAAUCAUGUGGUACUAUAUACAGUAUCUAUUGAUGAAUUACAUUUAUAAUUACAGGUAUAGUAGAUAUUUUAGUCAAUUGCUAUCUUUGUGUGAUAAAGGAUUAGUGAAGAAUGACAAACAUUGCCAUUCCAAAAAUUAGUGACAAUUAAGAAAUCAUACCAUUAUCUAUCAUCAUGUUACAAGCAGUAUAUGGUAAUACAGUAUGUACUAACACACAUAUGUACCUGAACACAGUUGAUAUUACUAAUGUCAGUAUAUUGUAUUAUAUAGAGAUACAGCAGUAAACCUUACUUAGGAAUGAUAAGGAGUGGUAACACUGUGGUGGCUCCAAUUACUGAACAUACAUACAGUAUUGUAACUGGAGCUGAGGGGAGUCUACACAUCAAAGGCCCUUCACUGGUUUCUGUAUAUUACAUACUUCGUGGCUUCUAUGAUGAUAUAAAAGUGGUAGACAGUAAGAGCUGAAUUCAUUGCAAGAGACAAACAACUAAAAUCAGUUUAUAAUGGGAUCAGUAGUCCUAUUGACAAGAACUAUACUAGUUAUACUGAGUACAUGUUAUACAAAUGGACUAGAACUAGCUGAUUUGUACCCAUAUGGUACAGAACAUGGGGACGCCACGAGGAUUGGAUCUGGUCUACCUAUAGCACCAUUACUGGCUCCAAUUAAUAACUUAGUUGGAUUUGGUCCGGCUAACCUUAGAGCAACAAGAUAUGAGCUUGCUUACACAGGGUACCUGGAAUUUAAAAACGAUGGCAUUGAUCUAAUCUAUGUCAAUUUGCUCUUUGGUUCAGGUCCCCUUGAUCAAUCCAGAACUAAGAUACAUGGUAGGAAUACUGCUGAUCCAGACUUACUAAAGAAAGCUAUGGAUCAGAUUAAUGAAGCCUUUUCUAAUGUUUUCUGCAGUACAUCUCCUCCUACUCAACUAAUAAUAGUAACUUGGAUAGACUUUGCAAAAGCUGGCUCAAACCUAGGCAGUAACUUCCAAUUAAUUGUUGUAACUAAUGGAAACAUUACAUUUGGUAUUGCACUUUAUGUCAAUGUUGAUGCGAGCAUUACAUCAGCUACUACUGGAAUAGAGUCAGAAAUUACCGUAUUUCCUCGUGGAAACGCCUACUCCCUAUAAACGCCCAUGCCUGUAUAAACGCCUAGAAACAGCAUAUAACUUUGACAAUAAACGCCCAUGCUUGUUUAGACGCCUAUUCUUGAUUAAAAGCCUAUACCACACCCACCUAUUCCAUCCACGUGGUACAUGUACCUUACGUAGUUUACAUUCUACAAUGGAAGCUGCAGCUGAGAAGGCUAAGGAAACUCAGAAGUUCGAUGUCAGUUUUAAACUACGCGUUGUGUCUAUUGAAACAUGCUGGUAAGGAUUAUUUUUUGGUUAUAAACGCC
Amphimedon queenslandica is the source of this 1451-nucleotide messenger RNA. RefSeq lists its product as uncharacterized. Gene Ontology annotation, biological process: cell-matrix adhesion. Bases 562 to 1182 code for a protein of 206 amino acids. The transcript is spliced from 4 exons. Lineage: Eukaryota; Metazoa; Porifera; Demospongiae; Haplosclerida; Niphatidae. The record is from RefSeq and is a predicted model, not a curated record.